Molecule: messenger RNA, 1271 nt
Organism: Salvia miltiorrhiza (redroot sage)
Lineage: Eukaryota; Viridiplantae; Streptophyta; Magnoliopsida; Lamiales; Lamiaceae
Product: NDR1/HIN1-like protein 6
Exons: 1
Coding region: 284-1030 (248 amino acids)
Cellular component (GO): plasma membrane
Source: RefSeq, a predicted model, not a curated record
UUGUCUUUGACCAAAAAAAAGAGAUAUUGGACCUACUCAACCAGUUACUUACUUGAAACAAACAACAUUUAUUUGAUAGUUGAUACCAUACGAAAAUAAAACUCCCUAGAAUGAGACUCUUUACCCUCUCAUUACUCAAAGUCAAAUAUAGGAAACUUCAACACACACAAUCUCAGACUUUUACCUCCACGCGCACUACACACACCUGAACCUUUCCCAAACAUUAUAUAACCCACAAACACUUUCUCCAAAACAAGAAACUAAUUUAUUCAUUCAACUCACAAUGGCCGAUCAUCAAAGAAUCCAUCCGGUGGACCCCGAGGUUGCCGCGCCGAAGCCGACGGCCCCGCUGGUGGGGCGGGGCUCGUUCCGGUCGGAGCGGGGCGACCCGGAGAGGCCGCCGCCGCGGACGAUCCCGUACGCGGCGAGCAAGGCGCCGAAGAGGAGGAGCAGCUGCUGCAAGAAGUGCCUGUGCUGGACACUAGCCCUCAUCAUCAUCCAAAUCAUAGUUGUCGCAAUACUAGCUGCAAUAAUAUACUUCGUAUUCGACCCUAAGAUACCGAAAUACUCUGUGGACGCCAUGAGAAUCAGUGAGUUCAACCUGGGCAACGACAACAGCCUGUCCGCGACGUUCAACGUGAACAUCACGGCAAGGAAUCCGAACAAGAAGAUCGGGAUAUACUACGAGGGCGGCAGCCGCCUGAGCGUGUGGUACACGGGCAGCAAACUGUGUGAAGGGUCGCUGCCCAAGUUCUACCAGGGGCACCGCAACACGACGCUGCUGAGCCUCGUGCUGACGGGGCAGACGCAGGAUGCAUCCGGCCUGCUGACCUCGCUGCAGGCGCAGCAGCAGACCGGGAACAUCCCCUUGAACCUGCGGGCGCGGGUGCCCGUCAGGCUCAAGCUGGGGAGCUUGAAGCUCAUGAAGUGGAAGUUCUUGGUGAGGUGCAGGCUUAACGUCGACAGUUUAGCCCAGGAUAAUGCCAUCAGGAUCAGAGACAGCAGCUGUAAAUUUAGGUUCAGGCUUUGAUUAAUUUUUGGUUUAUUUCAUUUAUUAGGCACGGCACGGGAUCAUCACUCUUAGAUUAAUCGUUUUUCCAAUAAAUUUUGGUGCUGAUUUCGUUGUGUUGAAUGGAGGACUAUAUAGAUAUUUUAUGGUUUUGUCCUCCAUAUAUAUAUAUGUUGUUGUAGGCCAUGAGCCAUCGAUCUUUUGUUUUGUUUUUUCCAUAUAUAUUCUUUGAUUAUAUAUAUCUUACUUGUUUAUUGAUUUA